GCCACUUUGUUUAUGUUUAUAUUUCUGCUUGGCUUGUGCAUUCCUGUACACAAUUUUCCCGCCAAUUGGUUAAAAAACCCGUAAUUUACGAUGAGCGACAAAGUAAAAUCUCGUCGAAAACGGGCAUCAAGUGAUCCGGAAGUGGAAGAACAUAACGAUGAUGCAAAACAAUCACCGGAACAUCCAGAACCUCCGGAAGAUAAAGACGCCGAAGGUGAAGAUGACGACGGUGGUUGGAUAGGACCGAUGCCAUCGGCUGCGGCACAACCCAAGAAAAGGAAAGUGCUGGAGUUUGAGAAGCUUUACAUCGAAAAUCUUCCGGAUGCGGAGUGCUACGAGAAGUCGUUCAUGCAUCGCGACACCAUCACGCAUCUGGUAGUGACGAAAUCGGAAUUUAUCGUCACCGUCAGCGUGGAUGGGCACGUAAAGUUUUGGAAAAAGAUGGAGUUGGGUAUCGAAUUCGUGAAGCAUUUCCGUAGCCAUCUGGCUCCGAUUAACUAUCUCGCGACGAACUGUAGUGGCACCUACCUUUGCACGGCUUCGGUGGAUAAGAGCAUCAAGGUGUUUGACGUGAUUAACUUCGAUAUGAUCAAUAUGCUAAAGCUGGAGUACGUCCCGUAUAGGGUGGAGUGGAUUCAUCGGAUGGGUGACGUGAUUAGCUAUUUAGCAGUGGCGGACCAAGACUCGCCGGUUAUUAGAAUCUACGAUGCGAAAGGAACCAACACCCCACUGCACACGCUGGAAAAGCUGCACACCAAACCCGUUGUGAUGAUCCGGUACAAUCCCUCCUUCGAGGUAACCAUUUCCAUCGAUAAAGCUGGAAUACUGGAGUACUGGUACGGGCCACGGCAUGAUUUUAAGUUCCCGUCGAAGAUCGUACACUUUGAGUCGAAGCUCGACACUAGCCUGUACGAGUUUGCGAAGAACAAAACCACUGUCACUUCGUUAAGCUUUGCGCCCGAUGGGAAAAAGUUUGCCACCAUGUCCACCGACCGGCAGGUGCGUGUGUUUGGGUUUCUUAGCGGCAAGCUGCUGCGUGUGUACGACGAAAGUUUGGCCCGGUACAGCGAAAGUCAGCAGCUGUCGCAGACGCUGUCGAACAUGGAAUUUGGACGCCGGAUGGCAAACGAGCGUGAUUUGGAAAAGUCGGACGCAUUCGCCAACAUGAACGUGACGUUCGAUUACAGCGGACAUUUCAUACUGUACCCAACCAUGCUCGGCAUUAAGCUGGUUAACAUUGAGACGAACCGAUGUGCAAAGAUUAUCGGAAAGAAUGAUAAUUUACGGCCGCUUAAUUUGGCACUGUUUCAGGGAAAGGUGAAGUUUUCGAAAGCAGCUACCACACUGGAGCAGGAAGCGUCGGAUAAUAAGGCGGCCCAGGCAGUACCGAACGAUCCAACGCUGUUUUGCACGGCGUACAAAAAGCAACGAUUCUACCUCUACACGAGACGAUUGCCAUCCGAUUUGCAAGACAUGGAGCGCGACGUGUUCAAUGAGAAACCUUCGAAGGAAGAUAUCAUCUCCGUUACCGAAGGACAGGGUGUUCAAAAGAUCUACGAUAAUGCGGUUCUGCACACGACAAUGGGAGACAUCCACAUGCGCCUGUUUGGCAAGGAGUGUCCUAAAUCGGUGGAAAACUUCUGCGUACACAGCAAGAACGGUUAUUACAAUGGCCAUCUGUUCCAUCGUGUGAUCAAGGGCUUCAUGAUUCAAACGGGUGAUCCGACGGGUACCGGCACCGGUGGCCAAUCGAUCUGGGGUGGAGAAUUUAAGGAUGAGUUUUGCUCAACGCUGAAGCACGAUCGACCGUACACGGUGAGCAUGGCGAACGCGGGUCCGAACACGAACGGAAGUCAAUUCUUUAUCACGGUGCUGCCUACGCCCUGGCUGGAUAAUAAGCACACGGUGUUUGGACGUGUGCACAAAGGCAUGGAAAUUGUGCAGAACAUUUGCAAUGCCAAGACGAACCCGAAAACCGAUAAACCGUACGACGAAAUUCGGAUCAUUUCCAUCAAUUUGUCUUAAUAGGAACGUAGGAAAAGACAUGAACAAUAAAACCUCUUAACGGCUAUAAAUGCUUAAACGAAA
This is a messenger RNA of Anopheles stephensi (Asian malaria mosquito), 2088 nucleotides long. Its product is annotated as peptidylprolyl isomerase domain and WD repeat-containing protein 1. The record is from RefSeq and is a predicted model, not a curated record. NCBI's taxonomy places the organism in Eukaryota, Metazoa, Arthropoda, Insecta, Diptera, Culicidae. The transcript is spliced from 7 exons. Gene Ontology annotation, biological process: protein peptidyl-prolyl isomerization. Bases 91 to 2025 code for a protein of 644 amino acids. Gene Ontology annotation, molecular function: protein binding; peptidyl-prolyl cis-trans isomerase activity.